AUGCGUUCUUCUCUCGUUCUGCUAGCCGGUCUAGCGAGCUCAGCUCUCGCCUACCCUACCGAUAAGUCCGUUGAGCCCCGUACCCUGGGCCUCCUCAGUGAGCUCCUUGGCGAUAUCACCGUCGACGUGAGUGCUAUCCUUGGUGGCGUGCUCGGUGGCCAUGGCCACUCCUCUGUUGGACUUCUUGCUGGUCUGAGCGCUGAGGGUGCUGCCGCUCUCUCGGGUGGUGCUCUCGGCUGCAAGUCCGGUGCCAUCCACCACAAGGCCAAGGCCGCCCUCAAAGUUUGGUUGCUCUUCCACGCCGAACUUGACCCCUCUCUCAAGAAGUCACUCAUCUCGUGGUGUGAGGGUAACGACGAGCUCGUCCUCUCCGCGGACAUCCUGGCUGCUCUGUCCGUGUACAUCCCCGGAUGUGCCGACAUCGCUGCCAAGGGCCAGCUUUACGUCACUAUUGACGGUAUCUUUGAGGCUGCCAGCCUCGAGUCUGCUCUCGUCCUGAGUGUUGGUGCUCAGGCUUCCCUUUCCGCUUGGGUCGAGGCUCAGCUUAGUCUUGAUGUGGCCGUCAAGGUCGGUCUCAAUGUCUGCGCUGCUGGUGGUGUUGUCGGCAGUCUGUCGGCUGACAUCAAGGCUUCCCUUCUUGCUUGGAUCAACAGCAAGGAGUGUGACCUCAGCGCUCACCUCAAGGUUUCGGUCCUUGCCUGGAUCAAUGGUCAUGCUGGUGGUGACCUUAUUGAGAUUGGUGCUCUUGCUGACACUGCUCUCUCUACCAUCUCCGUUGGUGCUUCCGUCGGCGUGCACGUCCUGGAGUCCGGCCUUCUGUCUGUUGGUGGCCAGGCGUCCCUCGCUGCCUUCCUGGGAGUUGAUCUCGCUGUUGGUCUCGCUGCUGAUGUUAAGCUCGCUCUCGAGGCAUGCGCCAAGGGUGAGCUCGCCACCGCCGUGGAACUUGACAUCCGCACCAAGCUCGCCAUCUGGCUCACCAGCUCCGACUGCUCUCUGGGCGUUGAGCUCAAGGCUGUCGUCCUUCUUUGGCUCUCCUUCGGUGUCGAGGUUGAUGUUUCCGCUUCGCUGGACCUGGUUGGUGGCCUCCUCGGUGGUGUCACCGGUCUCCUGACCGAAACCGUUACCGAUCUCAGCGUUGACCUCCGUGGUGCCCUUUCCCUCUGCGCUGCCGGCGGUAGCCUCAUUGACCUGACCUUCGGCGCCCGUGCUGAGCUCGCUGCCUUCCUCAGUGGCUGCACUUCCAUUGACAUCGAUAUCAGCAUCCAGCUCAUCAUCAUCCAGUGGUUCACCGGCUGCAGCAUCCCCGGUGCUCCCACCCCCCAUGCCUCGUCUUCCGUUCCCAGCCUGCCCUCCAGCACCCCCUAUGUGCCCAGCACCUCCGCUGUGCCUUCCGGUCCCGGUGCCUCCGUCUCUGUGUCUAUUCCCGCCGGUACCCCCGUCCCCAGCGGUCCCGGUGCCAGCACCACCCCCUGUGAUACCGAGACCUCGCAGAUCGUCAGCUCCACUGUGAUCCCCGGCCCCAACGGCUCCGGCUCUGUCACUGUCACUGUCCCUACCGUGCCUACCGGCACCAGCCCCGCUGAGACCCCUACUGGCGUUGCUCCCACCGGCACUCCUGUCGCUACCGGCCCCGCUCCCUCCGGCCCUGCUGCCAGCACUCCCUGCGACACUGAGACCUCCGCCGUCGUCACCUCCACUGUGAUCCCCGGCGGCCCUAACGAGUCUGGCUCCCAGACCGUCUCUGUCCCUACCGUUCCCACCGGCACCAGCCCUGCUGAGACCCCCACUGGCGUUGCUCCCACCGGCACUCCUGUCGCUACCGGCCCCGCUCCCUCCGGCCCUGCUGCCAGCACUCCCUGUGACACUGAGACCUCCGCCGUCGUCACCUCCACUGUGAUCCCCGGCGGCCCUAACGAGUCUGGCUCCCAGACCGUCUCCGUCCCUACCGUGCCUACAGGCACCAGCCCUGCUGAGACCCCCACUGGCGUUGCCCCCACCGGCACUCCUAUCGCUACCGGCCCUGCUCCCUCCGGCCCUGCUGCCAGCACUCCCUGCGACACUGAGACCUCCGCCGUUGUCACCUCGACCGUGAUCCCUGGUGUUCCAGUUCCUUCCGGCCCCGCUGCCAGCACUCCCUGCGACACCGAGACCUCCGCCGUCGUCACCUCGACUGUGAUCCCCGGUGGCCCAGCUACAUCUGCCCCGGCCCCUACCAGCCCUCCCACCAUGCCCUCCGGCGGUAGUGACUCUGGUUCCGACAAGGUCACCGUCACCGAGACUGUGACUGCCACCGUCUGCGGCUGCGAGUAA
Penicillium samsonianum is the source of this 2310-nucleotide messenger RNA. Its product is annotated as putative cell wall protein. The transcript has a single exon. Lineage: Eukaryota; Fungi; Ascomycota; Eurotiomycetes; Eurotiales; Aspergillaceae. The record is from RefSeq and is a predicted model, not a curated record. Bases 1 to 2310 code for a protein of 769 amino acids.